Molecule: messenger RNA, 829 nt
Organism: Labeo rohita (rohu)
Lineage: Eukaryota; Metazoa; Chordata; Actinopteri; Cypriniformes; Cyprinidae
Gene: c13h10orf53
Product: chromosome 13 C10orf53 homolog
Exons: 3
Coding region: 56-334 (92 amino acids)
Source: RefSeq, a predicted model, not a curated record
CGCAGUUUUGACAACAGCCUAGCCCUGAGGUGGCUACACAGAUAAAUGUAUAAUUAUGCCGGCUAAUUCAGUAGUAACAAUCAAAUAUGGUCCAUAUGAGUCGUGUGGUAUUGUCGAGCACAGAACAUUUCGCCUGGACGGUUUACAAGCAGUCCUAAAAGGCGACGGCCACAGAUGUGUCCUCGAGAAAACGGAUGACUGGAAUAUAGUGGAGCUCAUUGUCAAUGGAGAGUGCGUUUACACGUGCAACAUUACUGACCUUGAGUUUGGGGGUGAUGGACGACUUGAUCCGCGGUGCCAGGAGGCCAUUAACGCGGUGAGGGACGCGUACUGAACGCCAUGUCUAUGUCCGUGUUUCAAAUGGAACACUAGCAUACUUUGUACUGAACACUACGCAGUAUAACGUCUGCUCUUUUUUUAUUUGUGUCUAUGAGUGAAAUAACAGCAGGCCUGUACUAUUCUUUAAAUAUAAGUGAACGGUAAACAAACGUACACUACCAGUCAAAAGUUUUUGAACAGUAACAUUUUUUAUGUUUUUUAAAGAAGUCUCUUCUGCUCACCAAGUCUGCAUUUAUUUGAUCCAACGUACAGCAAAACAGUAAAAUUUUGAAAUAUUUUUACUUUUUAAAAUAACUGUUUUCAAUUUUAAUAUAUUUUAAAACGUAGGAUUUAUUCCAGUGAUUUCGAACCUGCAUCAUUACUCCAGGCACAUGAUCCUUCAGAAAUCAUUCUAAUAUUCUGAUUUGCUGCUCAAAAACAUUUAUUGUUAUUAUUAUUAUUAUGUUGGAAACGGCUGAGUACAUUUUUUCAGGUUUCUUUGAUGAAUGGU